Messenger RNA from Schistosoma margrebowiei, 1599 nucleotides. NCBI's taxonomy places the organism in Eukaryota, Metazoa, Platyhelminthes, Trematoda, Strigeidida, Schistosomatidae. The record is from the annotation of a GenBank genome assembly.
AUGUUUCUGAAUACUUUGUCACCUAAAUUUUAUGUGGCUUUAACAGGAACAAGCUCCUUAAUAUCUGGGCUUAUUUUGAUUUUUGAGUGGUGGUACUUUAAGAAGUACGGAAAGUCGUUUAUUGAGCAAAUUUCUUGGAGCCACAUAUAUCCACUCAUUGGUGGAAGUGAUGAAGAUAAUGAAUGUGAUAGUAUGGAAUCUAAUGGUCACCUAGCGUCUACGCAAGAGUGUAAGGUGUGGAGAAAUCCUUAUAGUUUGUUUAGGGGGGCGGAGUAUCGAAAGUUUUUCCACGAAACAGGUCGUGACCCCCUGACGUAUUAUGAUAUGAACUUGUCUGCUCAAGAUCAUCAGACAUUUUUCACAUGUGAAGCAGAUGGCGGAAAGCCUGAGUAUGAAAUUAUGCAACUUUCAUGGAGAGAGCGAAAUCACGAAGAAAGAAUCAAGAAGACUAAAGAGGCCUUGGCUAAGAACCCUGAAUGUGCAACUGCAAUGAUCUUGCUUGCAGAGGAGGAGUGCUCCUACAUCGUAGAUGUAGAAAAAGUAUACAAACAAGCAUAUAAAGUUGCUGAGACAAAUCUUCGUCGUUCUCAACAGCUUCAAAACCACAGUCCAGCACAUGAAUCAAUGUAUCGGAGAGAUAUACAUGCAUUUGUUUUCAUUCGACGUCGACUUGCAAUGUGUGCAAGAAAAUUGGGUAAAUUGAAAGAAGCAAUAAAAAUGAUGAAAGAUCUUAUAAAGGAAUAUCCAAAUUUAAAUCUUUUCAAUAUCCAUGAAAAUCUUAUUGAAUGCUACCUAGCUGCCCAGCAAUAUGCUGAUGCUCAGGCUUUCCUAGCUAAAUACGAUGAUAUUAACUAUCCGAAAUCAGCUACUAUAUGUUACACUGCAGCUUUACUUAAAGCCAGACAAGUAUCUGAAAAAUUUUCUCCGGACUUGGCGUCACGUAGGGGUUUGAAUGCAGCUGAACUGAGUGCUGUUGAAGCUAUUCAUCGGGCUGUUGAAUUUAAUCCACAUGUACCAAAAUACCUUCUUGAAAUGAAACCUCUAAUAUUGCCUACAGAGCACAUUUUAAAACGUGGCGAUUCUGAAGCCAUAGCAUAUGCAUUUUUUCAUUUAGCCCAUUGGAAAGCUGUAGAAGGUGCAAUUAAUUUAUUAUAUUGUACAUGGGAGGGAACUUUUCGACUCAUUCCAUAUCCUCUAGAAAAAGGAAACCUUUUUUAUCCUUAUCCUCAUUCAACUACAGCGACCGAUCGAGAACUUUUACCAACAGCUCGUCUUUGGUGGAAAUUCGACUGCAUCUAAACGUUCUCGAGUCACUGCCUGGUUGGAAAUUGUAUGUUACCACCGAAUACAAAAACUGAAGCAGUUUUUCUGAAACCACGUGCACCAUUCAAACUUGCUGCCUUCAACGUUCGCACACUUAUACAGGUCAGACAACAGAUAGGGCUGGCUAUGUCUUUGGAAAGUCUUAAUAUCGAUGUUUGCUGUCUAUCCGAGACCCGUAUUCAAGACUCUGGUGAAGUACUACAAUUUCGAUCUCCAUCUUUCGCUUCAAAAAGCUUGUUUUACAUACGCUUAUACGGGGACCCUGUGGCAUCUUCG